CGGAUCUUCAAUCGUUAAAUUCACUCGCAUUCCUACGGUUGUUCUUAACGUUUAACAUUCUCGUUUACCGCAAUACACUCUCUCAUUCGCAUUAUAAUGGCAAACAUCAGUUACUUUAUUGUUUUAUUUGUCUUUGUUGUCUUUACGUUUGCAGGCGACGACGAUACUAUCACAUUUUCGCCAGAUUUAUUCAAAGUGGAUGCCAUGGCUGUCUAUAAAUUCACUGACAAGAAGGGUUUUAUAAAGUUUGUAGAAACAGAUGGCGUAAAUCCAGAAAGUGAUAAAACUCCGUUGUUUGUUAUAAAUGAAAGUUACGAUGAUUGGGCCUACGUUGAUAUUAUCAAUAAGCUACUAGAUAAGGAUAUAAGCAGUAAUAAUAGAUACGGAAGACGAAUUUAUUUCGAAGUAUCUAAAAUGAAAUUUGGAACUAUAAAAGCUAAUAGAGGAUGAUACAUUUUGGGAAAAAAAGAAAAUAAAACUUAUUAUUCUACAAA
Messenger RNA from Adelges cooleyi (spruce gall adelgid), 494 nucleotides. RefSeq lists its product as uncharacterized. The transcript is spliced from 6 exons. The record is from RefSeq and is a predicted model, not a curated record. Lineage: Eukaryota; Metazoa; Arthropoda; Insecta; Hemiptera; Adelgidae. Bases 97 to 450 code for a protein of 117 amino acids.